AUGGGGACGGCGAGCCUCAACUCGGUGACCAUCAACUACCCCAUGGAGAAGGGCGCGCUCUCGCCGCGCUUCCGCGGGGAGCACGCGCUGCGCCGCUACGCGACCGGCGACGAGCGCUGCAUCGCCUGUAAGCUGUGCGAGGCUAUUUGCCCUGCGCAAGCCAUCACGAUCGAGGCCGAGGAGCUGCUUUACCACAAGCAGAAGCUGCUCGAGAAUGGCAACAAGUGGGAAACGGCCAUCGCGGCAAACAUCGCGUCUGAGCACGCUAGUGUGACGUCCCAGCGAACCGCCAUUGGAACCGCGUUUGAGCCACACGUGCACGUGACACUUGGGUUCUAG
This is a messenger RNA of Emiliania huxleyi CCMP1516, 339 nucleotides long. RefSeq names its product 23 kDa subunit of NADH-ubiquinone oxidoreductase. Gene Ontology annotation, biological process: mitochondrial respiratory chain complex I assembly; mitochondrial electron transport, NADH to ubiquinone. The transcript is spliced from 4 exons. Gene Ontology annotation, molecular function: NADH dehydrogenase activity; 4 iron, 4 sulfur cluster binding. Gene Ontology annotation, cellular component: membrane. Bases 1 to 339 code for a protein of 112 amino acids. The record is from RefSeq and is a predicted model, not a curated record. NCBI's taxonomy places the organism in Eukaryota, Haptophyta, Isochrysidales, Noelaerhabdaceae.